AUGCGGAGGUCGUGGGCUGCUGCAACUUUCACUUGCGGGAGGGUGUCGGCGACGCCUACAUCCAGCAGGCCGCCCAAGGGCUCUUCAGGAAGCCGAGCGUCUCCUGAGCAACCGAAGCCUCCCCCCGGCCCUGAAUUGAGAGGCCAGGCUGGCUCUGCCCCGAGCAUUCCGACUGGAGAGGAGCUACCGGCUUCAGGGGAGGCCAUCGCGACAAGGGUGGCGCUGGCGCGGCCGUCGUCGGGGUCCCUGAGCGCCUCUGCUGAAAAGACGCGGAGGGAAUCCAGCUCUCGGCCAUCCCCUGGCCAGGCCCCGGAACCCCUCCCCGGGGUGCUAGGGAGUGCUGGGGAGGUCAUCGGGCAGCUUGAGGCGGCCAUCGCGGCGGAGAGGGCAAAGCUCAAAGAAGAGCACGCCGCCCUUGUUGAUGGAAGGGGCCGGCUGGAGGAGGCCCGCAAGCUCCUACAGACCCGUGUGGCCAUGGCCCGCAUGGCUUAUGAGAGGUCCCUGCAGGAGUUGACCACGAAGCGGGAGGCCUUGGAGGAGGUGCAGCAGGAUGCCGUCGCCGCACAGAAGGAGGUUGUGCUGCGCGAGAUAAACGCCGACCUGGCGUCAUCAGCGCUCAUCGCCUGGGAGGAGAGCCUCGCCAUCCAGGAGGCACGCGUGAUUGCCCGAGAGCAAGCCAUCGAGGCCCGAGCCGAGCAAAUGGAGCGGGCCCACACCGAGGUGGCUGCCCAAUUCCAGGAGGCACGGGUUGCGAAGGAUGUCACCGCCAACAACAAGGGUCUUGAAGCUUGGCUGAAGAACGCCGAGGAGGAUCUUAAUGCCGUCCGCCAAGAGCGGACGCAUGUUAAAGCGAUGAUACAGGACGGCUUCCGGCAGGCGCGGGGCUCCAUGGAGGCAGCCGGGCUCGGGUCUGUGACGGUGGUUUCCCAAGGGCUGGAUACACUAGGUCAUCUUGCCCUUGGGUUCUCGGAGAUCGCUCGGCGCCUCGAGGCUCUCCCCGCCACGGUCCAGGAACUGGCGACCCGGGAGUGCGCUGGCCCAGGAUGUGGCCAAACACAUUCUCGCCUGCUACCGCAGCCGAGACCCCGCCAUCCCGCUGGAGCCAACGUGGCAGGGCGUUGUUGA
Phragmites australis (common reed) is the source of this 1125-nucleotide messenger RNA. RefSeq lists its product as uncharacterized. Lineage: Eukaryota; Viridiplantae; Streptophyta; Magnoliopsida; Poales; Poaceae. The transcript is spliced from 3 exons. The record is from RefSeq and is a predicted model, not a curated record. Bases 1 to 1125 code for a protein of 374 amino acids.